GAACUUGCUUUGGAUGCAGAAAGUGUUUGUAUUGUGGAGUUGAUCUACAAAUACAAAAAUGUAAUUGCGAUAUUACAAAGCCACCUCAUAGAGGCAAUCGAACCGAUGCUGUCAAAUUUAAAGGAGGCUUUUAAUUUUUCACUUUGUUCACGAUGCAAUAAUGGAUUACUUAAAUUAGCGUCCACUAAAAAAAAAUCACCAUCUAAUUCAGCAAAGAAGAUGAAUAAGAAGUCUUCUAAAAAAAUUAAAUUGGAACCUGAAAUAUGUGAUCUUACUAUAGCAGAAGAUGAAAGCUUUUAUGAUUCAGCAGAUUAUCAUGACUCAGAUGAAAUUAGCGAAGAGGACAUAUAUAAUAUAGAAGAUAUAUAUGCAGAGAAAGAUUAUGAGUAUGAAAUUCAUUAUGGAGUCUUCAUAAAGCUAGAUGGAAAGUUUUUACCAACAAAAUGGUAUAAGGCAACAAUAUCCGAAAUAGAUGAAUUUCUUCUAGAAAUUCAUACAAAUGUAAUUGCACUAACAAAAAAUGAAAUGAUUGAAGCAAGCGAUUAUAAUGUUACAUUUAAGGGUGAAAAGGCUAUGGGAGCUGGAACUCAAUUAGUUGAUGAACAAGAUUUUCAAAAAUUUUGUUCAGAAUAUCAUCGACUUUCUGCACGAAAAGUUAAUAUGGAAGUUUUUAUAACUAUAAAUUCUCAAAAUUUAGCUAAAAGCAAACAUAAAAAGGAUACUGAUUCUGAACCAGAAUUUGAUAUAUCCGAUGAUAAUAUUUUAGAAACUUAUAAAAAUAAAAAUGAUAUUCCAAAAGUUUCUAACCUUACAACUGAAGAAAUUCGAAUAGCUGAAAAUGUUACAAAAAUUCGUACUACAAAUCAUUGUGAUUUACAUAAUCGGGCAUGUUUAAAUCAAAAUCAAGGUAAAGAAAAUCAUGUUGAAAUUACAUUUAUGAUGCUUUCAACAUGGGCAUCAGAAAUUAAUAAAGGAUUAGCUACUCCUAUGGAUCCACCAACACAUCCAUUAUUUGCAUAUCGGUUAUCUAAAACAAAAUCAUCAAAUUCGCAACUAUCUGAACCAAAUAUACCAACAAGUUCUUAUAUGCCAUCUCCAUUUUAUAAUCCAUUACAUAUGCACUCAAAUUUUAUUUUACCAUAUUCUAUUUCAGAACAAACAACAUUUACUACAAGGUCAUUUAUACCUUCUAUAGAUGAUUUUUUAAAAUUAGUUGAUGAAAAAGAAGAUACUGGUGAUUAUUAUCAAGGUUUUUUAGCCAAAUUUAAACAGCAAAGGAUUUCAGUACGAAUACUUUCUAGAAUAUCUGAUGAAGAAUUUAAAAAUUGUGAUGUUGAUACAAUUGGCGCAAGACAAACUCUUCAUUAUUAUGCUAUGAAAUAUAAUGUUUAA
This is a messenger RNA of Dentiscutata erythropus, 1392 nucleotides long. NCBI's taxonomy places the organism in Eukaryota, Fungi, Glomeromycota, Glomeromycetes, Diversisporales, Gigasporaceae. The record is from the annotation of a GenBank genome assembly.